UUCGGCAGAUGGCGCCUGUUGCCGAACUAGCCGUUUGCUGUCUUCUCAUGGUUUCGAGCCAGUCUGCAGCGAUGCAGUUCGACGUGCUCCAACCGCUGCCGAUGGAUGACGAAGAGCCGAACGAUGUCGCGCAGCUUCCGCGCGACGCCACCAGGUCUGAGUGGGACGAAGAAAACGUGCAUGGACAAGUGCCCUCCGGGAGGCCGUGGCCAGGCUUGCACGCGCAGGUGACCCCGAGCCACGAAUCACUGUCAUCGCCGCCGUCCUUCUUCGAGCCGACGCCGGCAUUGCCCCACGACCCUAGCACCGAGGCUGGACCCGACGAUCCCGAGCACAAGGAUACCGGCACGGCGGGUGCUGGCUUCGGGGCGGCCUGCGGACCACGUGAACGCUGUAGUAGUUCUCUCGGGCUCGCCUGCCUUCAGGCCGAGCACGAAGAAUAUCGCUGUGGGUGCGGCCAGGAGACGCCAGUGUUCAUCAACGAAGGUGGCGUCAAGAAAUGCGUUCGAGCUAAGUCGAUGUACGAGUCGUGCGUGAGCCACCGGGAGUGCAGCUUCCAGAACCCAAACCUGCAGUGCGUCGACUUCCUGUGCUACUGCCCGCUGCCUUACGUGCUGACGGAGUUGCACCAGUGUCUCGCACCAUCCGAUCCGCACAACAACAUGAUGUUCGCAAUCGCUCCCACGGCGGUUCUGGUCGCCGUGCUGCUUCUGAUUGGCGGCGCUUACACCUACAGAAAGGUAUCCGGCGGCAGCAGUGCCUGGUCGACCAACAGCAGCGUUCUCGGCCUGCGCAGCGCCGACGAGCGUCGCCGGUCGGAGUCUACGCGUCGCGUCUCGUCGGCCAUACGGCUGGGCCGGAAGACUGAGGCGAGCAGGCGGCUGCGGCUCUCGCUCGACGAGCACGGCGCCGCGCUCAGGAACGCCAAAGCGCCCCGGCACCCGCCGCGAUUCAUCAAGAGCAAGCCACGCCAGCAGAGCAUACAGCGAACACAGAGGUCGCGUUCGCCAGACGUCCGGACCAACGUGAUUAAGGAGGAGUCGGCGAUCUUCUCCGAGUCGGCCGGCACUUCGUCGUACCAUACCUCGCCUCGCCUAGCAGGGCUGGCAUCGUCCAAGCCAACCAACGUGCAUAGAAUCCUGCCCGUGCACGAGGAGGUGGCCGUGCACAUCAUUCACCAGAGCCCGACCUCGGCCUCCCAGGAGCUGUCCACCGAGGUUCCGUGGCUGAGGAAGGCGCAGGAGGAGGCAGGAAGGCGGGAAUCCCCGACGCGGCUGCUGCUUCCACGUAACGACCCGCUGUGCAGGAUGCUCAACGAGGCUGAAGUCAAGGUCAGCGUCGAGAGGCACAGCUCGACCGUCAGUGACGACGUCACGAAGGCCGCACGUCCGCCUCCAAGGUUUAUCGGUGACCGUCGAAAUUCCGGUUCGCAACCGUCGGGUCCCCCACCGGGCAAGUCGCGGGAGGUGAGCAAGGCAGAGUCCACCACCGAGGACUCGUUCAUGAGAGAGAUUCGCUUCAAGAUGAGAGCCUCCUCCGUGCCGAUGGUCAGCGUUCAGGAGCGCGCCAUGUCCACCGAAGCCGUGCGCACCACGGACACCGCCGUGCAGCUCGAUAAGACCGGCCCGGAGAUGAUUGACCAAUCGCAGCAGAUGUCCGAGCAGCCCAGCCUAGCUCCAGAGCUCAGAGCCGCCGCUCCUGUGCACAAGUUGGUCCAGGAGGCGAAGUCGCAGCAAAAACCAGCGAAUGUGAGCAAACAGCGAGCUGAAGAAAUCGUGGAACAUCCGUGUGAAUCUCGGCAAGGUCCCGUGAAAGACGUCAAUGUAGAAAAAUCCCAGAAGCCCGGUGUGUCUUCAUCGAGGGAAACGCAACAUGAAAGACCAAACAAGAUCCCCGGAAAACGUCUGAGCUUCCUCAAGCGCAUCUUUUCCGAUUCGCCGUCAAGCAAGACCCACGUGAGCGUUGCUCAGGAACCACCGCCUAUGCCAGGGCCUGCAAAGAAAAUAUUCCAACACCCUCCGAAGGUGGCGGACGUUUCAAAGGUGAUGAAAACCGUGAAGCCUGCAGAAGAUUCGAAGACAGACACUGGCAAUGUUAAUGUUAAGGAGCCAAUUUUACGUAAAACAGGAGCUACCGACAACAUUUGUAAAGAGCCGACGACGAGAAACCCGGUUUUUACAGACGUUCUCCAGGAACUCGUCAAGCGUUACGCUGAGAGGAUGGCCUCGAGGGCAUCAGCGAAAGACGUUUCCUGCAACGAGGUCGCAGAAAAAACGUCGUCCCGGUUUUCUGGACCCGGCUUGACGGUACCCGACAUCACCGCGCCUCUUUCUUCCAAGUCAAAGACAGAUGUCCCUCCGAAAGGAGUCGUAAAGCAGAGCCCGUUUUUUCUCAAGGAACUGGAGACCAUCAAAAACACGUCGCCGCCAAUGUCUCCGCGGUUUUACACGACGACCGUGGAGGAGUCCGACAUGCUCUGCCCAACAGUUCAGGGUAUAGUCGAGGCACGGGAGAGUCGAAGAGCUGCGAGCAGAACGUGCAUCGACGACUUUCGGAGGCAAAUCGCACUCGCGGACCGAACCCCGGCUGGCUCACCCAACUUCACGACGACGACGAUUGACGAGGGGGCCAAAGUUCGAACCAUCAAGGGCUUCCUGCAUCCACACACGGUCAGGCAAGACGGACAGCGAGCUGGUCCGAACCUUGCUGCCAGACCACAGAGUUCGAGUCAGCUGAUCACCACCGUGGGCAACAAGCCGUUCAAGGUUUGUGCGUGGGGCGACAGCUUCAGUAUGACCGAUGAGACUCCGUCUAUUGAGAGCAGGAUAGACGGCUAUCUCCCCCCGAACACUCCACCACCGCAGGUCCUCUCGCUGAGGCAGGAACUGGAGGCCGCCAACGCUGCAGCUGGUGUAAGCCUGGAGCAAACGUUCAGGGGCCCGAGAAUGGACGCCAACUGGAGUCUCGUGACUCCGGAGGCCGUACUCGGAAGCAUGGACGUGGAAUCGAGCGAAACCUCCAUGGGAGGCCUUCGCGCCACCUUUAAGCAGUCUGUAGAUGUUGCAUCCAGAAUGAUUGUGCCCUACGAAGAUGAUACGCGCGUGGUUCCUGCAUCAAAGGACAAGAAAGUCAAAGGGAAUGAGCGCAAGAAGAAAGUCAAUUUUCAGGAAAAGCCCUUCGCUGACGUGCUUGCAGAAAUCGAGGAAGAUUAUGAAGAGUUUGUAAACGAAGCAAAGUUCAGGCAAGAUGACCUCGCUGUCUGCGUGGACAAUGACAGCGUUGCCGAAGGAUCCGUUGGAAGCGGUGCAAGUGAAGACGAUGAAGAAGUCACUGAUCACGCAUUCAUCGAGGCUCGUGCCGAGGCCGCAGAUGAGAGAGGAGUCGAACAUAAAGGACACGCCGAGCUAGGGAAGGAAGAAAUUGAAGUAGAGACCCGCCUCCCCUUGACGCAAGUAGUAGCUAGUCAAAACACCACUCGGUUAACGAUUCAACAAAUUGGCGGUCAAACCAACCAAAUGCUCUCGGAGCGAGAUCUGGUCGAGCUGGCAGCAUCUACAAGACAGUUGUCAGUGACGCCGUCACAAACGGUGAGUUCUAGGAACACCGUCAUCAGCCACCCGUUCUGCCGCUCCGACGAAGGGCCUCUGCUACCGUCAGCGUCGACGACGCUGUCUUUCCUGUCCUCCGACUCAAACGUCAGCGUUGGGCACCGGGCGACAGAUCUGACGUGCUUGCACGCCCUCGCAGAGCUGGCCGCUCCUUUUCAAGAGACGGGAGAUGGGAAGUCGCAGACCGGGGUCGCAAACCUUCCGGUUACGCUAAAGACGGAGUCACCCGCUCCUCAGGAGCUUCACCAUCGCCAGCUAGAACCGCAGCAACACCCGCCGCAACAGUACCAGGCCGGGGAGCAGCCGCAGAAGCAGCAACACCAGGGGAAACCAACACCAUUACCAUCGCAGUCGCCUUCGGGUGAAGACAGGUCCGUGCGAUCGUCUCGCCGCUGCCGCAUGCUGCAGCAGGCGAGGCGCCAGGACAGCGUGGAAAACCGGAGCGCGCGUUUGCCCAAGAGGCCGAACACGGGCGAACGCCAACGCUUGAGCCGCUUCGCCGCCAAGGAGUGCCGUUGGGGCGACGACAUCAUCCGGGUCAUUAUGAUGGGCAACAAGCACUACAUUCGCGAGCGGUCGCAAUCGUCGCCACGCCCUCGGUCGGCCUCGAUCACCGGCGGAGCGGCGUUGCUCGACGAGACGCAGUACAUCACCCAGCAGAUCGAACUAGCGCACGCCUCCAUCAAUGACGCUGGCCAUACCUGCCCUUCACCCGUGUUGCGUCAAGCCGCCGUAGGUGCCCAGACGGUAGCGACGCUUGAGGCGGCAGCGGCUACACCGACGCGCUCCCGUGACUCGUCUGCAAGUGUGGUCAAGGGGGCGUUACUGCCCUGGUCGGAGCAGCGUGCGUCGUCGCCGUCAUCGCUGCCUUGUCGGGUGUCGCAGCGGUCGUCACAGAGGACCUGUUCAAGGCCUCCGUCCUCUCUGUCGUCGCCAGAUCCGCUUGGCGCUAGACAACGCGUCACGUGGGGUCCCGGCGGCGAGCAGCGUAAAAUGGACACGAUUGCAGAGGCAGUUUGCGAAAUCGAGCUGAAGGAUCCGCAGGCAGUCGCGGGCGCUCUGGCGUCUAAGGCAUCGGAGCUGAAGACUGGCGGCGACGUGUUUAGCGGUGACACUCUCGCCAAGAGCCCGGUCCAGGUGGUCGUGGUCGAGGACAACAUGGACCACCUGGCUCCCAGCCUGACGUCCGAGUUGGGCGCCGAGAGCAGGCUAACGCCCAGCUGGCCCCAGUGGGAGGUGUGCGAGCGCGACCUGAUGGCGUCCGUCAAGAUGCUCUCGGCGGUCGUCGGCACGCCGGAGUCGUUCGCGAAGACCAUCGAGCUGCCUUCACCCGAGGGCCUGCUGAUGUCGGAGACCUCGACACUGGCGAGCCGUGUGGACACCGUGGCUCCGAGCUCCAUCGGCUGCAGCGUCGUCUUGGAGCCGAGCGCUAGUGCGCUUUCGUACACCACCGGAAGCUCUAAGAACGUGCGCAGCAGGCGGCUCUCGGCCAAGAUACUGGAGGGCCCCUGCUUCGAAUCCAUAUACAAUUCCAUCCUGCAGCCAGGUUCCUCGCCGGCCCUCUCGCUGAGUAUCCCGGUACUCGGUUCUCGAGAUUUCCCGGGCUUUCUCGGGACCCGGGGCAGGCCGACCGGACCGACGUCUGAGCAGCCGGUGGUUCCGUGUCGCGCCGAUGACUCCACGAUCGGCGGCAGCUCGGCAGACGCUGCGACGACGUCGGGACCCGUGAGCCUCGCCUCGUCUCUGGGAACGCAGGAGCACAGCGGCUCCUAUGAAGUCCAGGCGAGGCGGCGCGCAGAGACAGCCGCUGCCCGCGGGCAAGAACGGACGAGCGGUGUGGCUCCACCGAAUGGUCGGCCGAGGCUUAGGAGCGGCAGCCGGCGCAGCGGUAGCCGGUGCAGCGGUAGCCGACGCAGAGCGAGCCGGACACCGAGCUCUGGCACCCUGCCACAGCAGGAUGCUCCGGCCGCAUGGCCGGAAGACAGUGUGGCCGAUGUGGUGGUCCCCGACUCAGAGGGCGGACCAACUGGCGCCGAUGUCGACAGCGAGGAGGACCGCUCGUCGUUCUUCUCCUUCGAAGAGUCGGCGUCCGAGACGUCCCUGCUGCCGGACGCCGCGAACCUGGACUGGUGGGCCUCGUCGCACGCCUCGCGCAGCCGUACCGACCUCGCCUGAGGCGCUGGCACAGCCGAGCCGGUCCUUGCGCCGGCAACGCCUGUGCUGCGCGCGACCACUGCGCGUGCUUGCCCGGAAGCCUGUCGCAUCGCGGGCGCCGCAACGGCCAGGCCCGAGCCACUGAAGGUUCGCUCGCCAGAAGGGCUGCUGCGGGCGCAACUAUUGAGCUGCGGUAUUGCGGUGAACAACGCAACCUUCUUCAA
Dermacentor silvarum is the source of this 5986-nucleotide messenger RNA. RefSeq lists its product as uncharacterized. The transcript has 14 exons. The record is from RefSeq and is a predicted model, not a curated record. The coding region runs from base 9 to 5783 and encodes 1924 amino acids. NCBI's taxonomy places the organism in Eukaryota, Metazoa, Arthropoda, Arachnida, Ixodida, Ixodidae.